Molecule: messenger RNA, 6786 nt
Organism: Rhea pennata
Lineage: Eukaryota; Metazoa; Chordata; Aves; Rheiformes; Rheidae
Gene: TSPAN14
Product: tetraspanin 14
Exons: 9
Coding region: 440-1252 (270 amino acids)
Cellular component (GO): plasma membrane
Source: RefSeq, a predicted model, not a curated record
GGGCGGGCGAGCCGGGGCGCCCCACCGCCGGACGCCUCGGGUCAGCCCAGCCGAAGCCGCCCGGAGGUGCGAGGGGCAAAUAGCUGGCUGGAGGGGAAUCGCGGCGGCCGAGCAGAGCUUCCUGCGAGCAGCCGCCUUUGUGUGGAGCGAGGCUGCGUGUGCGCCGCGCCGCGGCAGGCGUGGCCUGAGGGGCGCGAGUGCGUUUCCUCGCUCUCGGGGCGCCCGGAAGCCGCGGGGCAGCACCCGCCGCCGUGGUGGAGAGCUGCGCUGCGCUGCGCCGCUCUGCUCUGCGCGCCCGGGGCCGCCUUCGCCUCUGCCGCGUGUCCAUGGACUAACCCGGACAGCGGAGGGACGCCCGAGUGCGCCGCCGCCUCGCCCUCCGCCCGACCGGGCGAAACUUAGCGAGCGGGCUGCUGCCCCGGACAUUGUGCUAUAGAAGAUGCACUAUUAUCGAUACUCUAAUGCAGAGGUCAGCUGUUGGUACAAAUAUCUGCUCUUCAGCUACAACAUUGUGUUCUGGCUGGCUGGAGUGGCCUUCCUUGCGGCUGGUCUGUGGGCAUGGAGUGAAAAGGGUGUAUUGUCUGAUCUAACAAAAGUGACUGGUCUUCAUGGCCUGGACCCAGUGGUACUUGUCUUGGUGGUUGGAAUAGUGAUGUUUACUUUGGGAUUCGCUGGUUGUGUAGGAGCACUGAGAGAAAACAUCUGCCUUUUAAAGUUUUUCUGUGGAGCAAUCAUGUUUAUAUUUCUGCUGGAGCUGGCAGUGGCAGUCUUGGCUUUCUUGUUCCAGGAUUGGGUGAGGGACAGGGUCAAGGAAUUCUUUGAGAAUAACAUUAAGUCCUACCGAGAUGAUAUUGACCUUCAGAACCUCAUUGAUUCACUACAGAAAAUUAACCAUUGCUGUGGUGCGCAGGGUCCAGAUGACUGGGACCUUAACAUAUAUUUUAACUGUAGCAGUGAAAGCAAAAGUCGUGAGAAAUGUGGUGUUCCUUUUUCCUGUUGUAUACCUGAUCCUGCUCAAAAAGUUGUGAAUACUCAGUGUGGCUAUGAUGUCAGAAAGAAGAGCAAGAGCCAAUGGGAUGAUCAGAUUUUCAUCAAAGGCUGUAUCCUUGCUCUUGAAGCUUGGUUACCCCGAAAUAUCUACAUUGUUGCGGGUGUCUUCAUAGCUAUCUCACUGCUGCAGAUUUUUGGAAUUUUCCUUGCAAGGACAUUGAUUUCUGAUAUUGAAGCUGUAAAGGCAGGUAAUGCCUUCUGAAUAUAAGAGCACACACCUGUUGCAAAAGAAGUAUGUUUUACUGCUAUUGAUUGGACGUCAAGGUGAAAAAUGCACAGACCAUGAAAUGUGCCUGUUAUUAAAAGCCAUAUGUGGCUCUUACCUGCUUGUACUUUGUUACACACUGGUACAAAAAAGGAUCGAAAACACACACCUAUCUGCCUUUUUUCCAAAGGAACGACUUACUGCACCAGCGUUGCUCUUUGUGGAAGAAAUGAAAUACCGGAGGAACAGAUUUUUAAAGAACAUAGCAAGGAGAAGUAUAACUGCUAUAGACUUCUUCCUUGAAGAACUGCCUUGAAAAUUGUUUGUUUUUUUUUUUUUUACUCCCAACAGUUGUCAUCAAUCUAUGUUGUGAUCUUUUCUGAAGACAUGCUGAUCUCUUCAAAAUCUUGGAAGUGUUUUAAUAUCUAUAGAAGACCCAUGCAGUCACUGUGGCAAGAUACCACGAAGACAUAAUGGUCAUGGUAUUGGAAAUGAGAAAAGACUCACUAGUUUUCUAGUUCUUUGAGUCUCAGUUGUGCAGAAGUAGGGGAUACUUUUCUCCAACUAGGAAUAACAGAUGUCUCAGGAGCAGGGACUUGUGCUCAGCUUAAGAGAAACAGAGUAACCCAAGACAUUUUGAAAGAUCGAACAUUUUCUUAAGAGGGGAGAAAUCUGACCGUGUUAUCUAUAGCAUUAUAUGUUAGAAAUCCCUUUAUUUGAGGUCAGGUGAAGGGGAGAAUCUGUGAUGCUGCAUUUCCUUUCUGAAAAGCUUGUAAAUAGUUUUUAUUUAUAGAGGAAGAAAAAACUCUUUAAAACUGCUUAGCUUUUUUUCUCUUGAUCAAUAACAUCUUUUAAAAAUUGCUGCCUGCAGAAAUUUCAAAAUGCAGCUGUUUCUAGAGGUAGCUUUUCUUCUAGUUUCUUUCAGGCCCAUCUGUCUGACAGAAAUCCUAAUUGUUGAUAUCAAGACUGAGGAAGAACAUCGGCCAACAUUAAUUCCUAUUGAACUUUUUUUUGUCAGGGAAUAUAAAUUCAGUAGAAUAUUAGAAUUCUAUUUUUCUUAAAUCUUUUAUCCAGCUAUUGAGUCUUUAGUUCUGUUUGUAUUAUGAUGCAUGAUUCAAAUGUCAGGCCAGACACAAUGAUACGGUGACCAGAACUAUUGCCUCACAGUAGUAUGCUGCCUCAAACUGAACUACUCCUGUUGAAGUAAAAUUUUUCUUUGGCUUUUGUUGGAAGAAAACUAAGCUUUCUUCUCCCUCCACCCUCUGUUCUUGGGAAUUAAUCUUAACAAGAGUCCCAGUCUUUGCUAGAAGCCUUUGGGACCAGGAUUAUAGUAGCUACAAAAGUGUUGCUCUUCUAUUUUCCUUGCCGUGUUUAGCAUAGUAUCUUUAGCUUUAAGAGAUAGAAGUGUGUGACUGAAAACCACUUGGAAAUAGUUGUAACUGUCAGUUUUACUGUGGGCCAUAUACUAACAAAUUGUUUACUGCUUCCAGUGACACCUGUGUCUUUCAGGGAGAGCAGAUUUAUUUACUGUGCCUAACAUAGUGUAAAUUCUAGAAAAGUAUAUAUUUUUAUAAUGGCAUUUUACUACCUAUAGUCUACCUGAAGGAUUUAAUGCUUGUAUUUCCAAAGAAUAUAUAUGACUUUCUUAGGAAGCUAGACUUCUGCAUGCAUCUCUAUAAAUAUCUUUAUUUGUAUUAUGUAUGUAUUAAUGAAUGCUUCACUGGCAAAGGCUGAUCUAAAGUAAGAAUCUAUCUUCACUGAUCAUCUAUCUUCACGCUUUUAAUCUGUGAAACAUUUCAGACAGUGCUGUACUCUGCAUGUAUAUUUUAUUUGAGCUUUUACCGUUCUUUGAGCUCUUUGGUUAGUUUUUUGGCCAGUGAUUGAGACAAAAUAGGAGAAGGAAGCUUGUCUAAGGAUGGUUGAUUUCCUUAGAGUAGCAGAGAACAGUCUGCUGUUUUUCAUCUGAAAAACCUGAAAGCAAAGUCUCCAGAAGUGCACUGUGAUUCAAGCUUUGAUAUAGAACAAGGAAAAAAGCAGUAGAUAGGAGUUUACACGGUCACUGAGAAGAGGGCAAGAGCCAUUUCUUUAGAGCCUUGAAUUUGAAGUUUGUCCUAUCUGUUUACUUUAUCUAGUCCACUAGGAGCAGCCAAAAAUUUGCUGCUGAUGCUGCUACUUUGCAAGCAACAAAGCGGUGUCUUAGUAACCUUUGCUUUAAAUUCUGGUGCAAAGCUUCAUCAUGCAAUUUAUUCUGUUAAGAUUAUAUAUAGUAACCUGAUGCAUGUAAAAUUAGAGAACGAUGCUUUAUAUUUGUAAAACAUUGAACUGAAAAUAGCAUUUAGGGAAUGUUUCACUUUGCCUUUUUUUGAUGUAGACAGCUCCUAAUGCUGGGAGCAUAUUUCCACAGCUGGUGUAAAUCAUCAUAUCUUCAAAGGUAUCAGUGAAUUACAUACACUGAAAUCAGCUACUGACAAGGGCCAGUGUCAGUGAUCAGAAUUCAACAGUCUCUGCCAAUCUCACCAAGUUGCUUGAAGACAAAUGAAUGUUCAGAUUCUUUUUGAAGUACCAUUUAAAUGCAAAACAAUUUUUUUUGAAGUGUUACCUUUCCACAGUUUCUUAUUGGCUUUGGCUCUGUUAACAACAGCUAUGUAUCAAUGCUUCAGUGGUUUGGAACCUAAUUCAAGAAAGCAAAUUCAACCUAUUUCAGGGUCUUUAAAAUCACAAGCUUUUCUAUUUUCACAGUGGAUGUUCAUUCAGUAUCAUUUUUAAAACAUAGAGCAAUCAAGACUUUGUCCUAACACAUUUUAAAGUUCCCCCUUAUUGGUGAUAUACAUGACUAAUAUAAUUUCAGACUUGGACAAAUUUCUUAUUUUCUACUUAGUUAUGUUUAGUGCCUUUCCUUAUGGACCUGCAGUGACCUCAUUGCUGAAGAUUUAGGUUAUGCUUUAAACAAAUCUUGUUAGCAUAAGCAGUUAAGGCUUUAGAAGCAGACUCGCAUCUAAAGGAGAAGCAAAACCAUUUCACAGGCAGAGAUUUGGUAAGUGUGAUGUUGAAGAUUUCAGUGGUUGUUUUUCGAACAAUUGCACUAACACUACAAGAGAAACAAGGUUUUUAAUGAAGAUGUCAGAUAGGAGAUUGGACUUGAAUAACUAGACUGCGAGAAGGAAACUUAUUCAAUGUGAUUGCUUUAUUUCUCAGAAAUUAGCACAAUUUAUUUCUGUGAAUCAAUGUAUUUAUUUGCCAGUGUGUUUGACAGUGUUUCUUUUAAUACACCUGGAUUUGGACAGAGCUUUUCUGUAUGUGAAGAGAUGGGUGAAUGAGUGCUGAACAAAGUGAAGUGACCAAAGGAGGCUCUGGUCUCUUCAAAACCUGAAUGUUCCUUCUAAAGGGUCUUGAGUGUUGAUGAGCCUCUGUACCGUGCCAUUUGGAUUGAUCUGUACUCCAUGUCCCUUGAGGCUGAUGCAGCGAUUUGUUUAAUAUGCAGAGAAUUACCUUGUUUUGUUUCACCAUUUCAUCCUUUCCCUUCCCCCGUGAGUCAUCACGCAGCUUGAAUCUUGUUUUGCUGGUAGAAGGGGAGGUUCUGUCUUUUCUUCGGUCAUGGCUUUUCUGAGUGACUUUCAGUAACUUUCUUUUUUUUGUCAAGCCUUAAACUUGAUUAAAUAAAAUUUAAUGUUUUAUACUGCUGAAACUUGUUUUCUAAGAUUUGUAUUCUGUCACUAAUAUUUGAGGUUUAAACUGGCUACUGACACUGUAGUUUGUCAAUAAGUAUAGAAAUGGUAAAAAUCCAAUAAUGUUCAUGUAUGUAUUUUGCUGAAACUAAUUCUUGCUUUAUUUUAUUUAUUUUUGUCAUACUGCUAAAUAUUAGAUUCCCUCAGAUACUUUUGUCUGUUUUUAAUGAAAAAUCCUGAAAAAAUAAAAGUUGAAAGCCAUUAUAAGGAACUGCAGAAUAGUACAGGGAAAUAGUGAUUAAAUCUAGACACCCAAAACAUUAAAUAAAAACUGUUUGCACCAUGACUACUAUUUUCUACAGUUAUCUCUUAUGAUUUGCACUGUUGAUGGCUUAUCAUGCCUGAACAAGGCUCCUGAAAUUACUGUAUGAAUGCAGAAUAAAAAUGGCAGUGGGACUCUGCAUGAAGCAUGCCUAUGGCUGCCUCAGAAAGUUCCCCAUUAAAAACAAGCUGUGGAAUAGAUCCUGUUUUGAUCUCUUUAUUUUAUUUUAUUUUAUUUUAUCAAGCAGGAAGUUUUGAGCAUGAAAAGUUGUUACAGAAAUGUUUGGAGACAUUUGUUUUACUAUAACACUUCAUUAUCAAAAGCUAAACUGAGGUUCUGUCACUGGAGAUACUUUAAUGAAAUGCCAGCCACUUUCAAAUCUUCACACCCCUUCUCUUAUAUCUAACCAGCUUUAAUCUAUAUCGUGUCAGAGUACUGUCUAAAUAUUGACUGUGGUUUACUGUGAUCUGUACUUCUAAUGAGAAUCAUGCCAGGCUGUUGAUUCCUGUAACAUGCAUGUUUAAGAAUAUAGCUUGUGGCAUGAGCAGGUAGAAAUUCAGAGCUGAGUUUUUAGAAUAAGAAGUGAAAAGGGAGCAGGAGGAGUCCUUUUAAAGAUAGUUUGGGUUGGGGAGGUUGGCAUGUUCAGUUAACUAGGCAAGCAGACUGAUUCAUCAGGCAGAGUUUGAAAAGGUGCCAGUUAGCCAGCAAUGUGUUUUAUCUGCAGCCCACAUCUAAAGCUCUGUUGUUUUGGGUUGCAUGAUAUAAGCUCUUGGGUUUUUUUUUGUAGUAAUUUUUAAUUCGCAUUGAUAUCAGAAAAGAACUUGCAAAUGGUGUCCUGAUGUGAAAAGACUAAGUAGCUUAAAACAUAGCACAGAGAAGUAGUAACUGCCUUAUGCUUCUCAAAUGACGUGAUGUUAAGACCACUUGCUUGAUGGAUCUUAUUUCUGCUGCUGUGUGGCAGUAGCUCAAUAAAGAGCAGCAGUAAUAUAGGUGUCUGUGCCAAAUAGACAACCAAAUGUGUAAUUUUGUAAGCACAGCUUUGAAAGUGGAGCUAUACUGGAACUUUAAUAGUGUUUAUUGUGCAGCAGUGUGACAAAUGCGAGAUAGUGGCAUUUUAUUGCAGUUGCUUCAGCAGCAGUGCAGGAUUGCUGUGGGGAAGGCAAGGAGGCUAGUGGGGUGGCUCUCCUCUCAGAAUCUGUAGUGUUGUAAGAGCUUCCUUGGCCACAUUUGCAUUGCUGUGACUGCAGAGUUGUUCCAGGGUUUCUUUAAUCUUGUCCUCCUCAAUUUCGUGUCUCAGAUCACCUGAAUGGGAGAUUGAAUGCUAAUUUUUAAUAGCGUGCCAAAGCAUAAUGACUCCCAACAAUUGUUUCAAGAUACAGAUUUGGAGUAGUUGCUGUUUGAAAUCAGUUGCUGUGACUUAAAAGCCUUUCAACAAAUAUCCUUUAAUCCACUGAAAGUAUUGAACUGGUAAAAAAAACUUGUUCUCCUUUCCAAGAACUGAUUGAACAGAAUAAAAGCACUUAUUUUAUUCAGAAUAUGUUACA